GCGCGCUCUUUCUAAUGUUGACAUUUUGAACAAAAUUUCUGUUUUGAUAAAAAAAAUUGCAAUUUGACAAAAAUCAACAACGUUUUUAAAGAAUCUGACAGAAUGACAGGAGGCAGCCAGAAUGAGUUAGAAGAUAGAUUUGGUUAUCUAUUACAACCAAUACGUGAUUUAGCCAAGUCGUGGGAAGUAGACAUUGCCAGUUAUCUUACAGAUUAUUUAGAUGAGCUGGAUAAAGUUACUAUUACAUUUGAUGAUGGUAAAACCACCAUGAAUUUUGCCGAGGCAGCUCUGUUAAUUCAAGGAUCAGCCUGCGUUUAUAGUAAAAAGGUUGAAAAUCUAUACAGUUUAGUUUACCAAGUCAUGGAUGUCAUAUCCAAUAAAAAAAAUAAAGGAAAGAAGAACAGUCAGAAUCAAGAUGGCAGAGAUGGAGAUAAUUUUCAUGAUGAUGAUGAUGAUGAUGAGUUUCUGUCACUGGAUGAUUUUCCUGUGGGUAAAAAUAUCACAAUGAGAGAAGGGGACAAGACAAUAUUACCUGUAAAACGAACACCGUUAGCCAUUAUACCUCUAGGUAAUUCAGAACGGGGUCAGAAUCCGUUAUUGAGUAAAAAGGGUGAAGUAUUAGGCAGUAGGGAUGAUUUUAAAAUGAAUACUUGUUAUAUUCAUAAAACAGGAGCCAUGUUAUUAGAUGUUAGUUAUAUGAACUUAUUAAGUAUAUCUUUACGUCUACCUGCUACUAUUGAAUUAGUAAGUCACAGUUCUGAUACGAGUAAACAAACAGAGUCAGGUGACCAACAAGGGCAACAACUCUCUAAUACCAUGGGAGGACAAGAUGGUGGAGCAAUGGAAGAAAAUGAAUUACCACCUUCAGAUGUUUCAAUGGAUGGUCCCCAGUUAUUUGACAAUGAUCAAGAUGAAAAUUCCCCACCCCCAGAACAACCAGAAGUUAGGGAUAGAUUAAGACCUAGAAAAACUGUUGUAGAAAAUGUCGUCCAGAGAAAACCACUCAGUGAACUAUUUGUAGAGUUAGAUCCGUACAGUGUCUCGGAAAAACUUGAUAAAAAUAUUGGCAGAGGUAAAAUAUUUAAAACGCCAGCAGAGUUAAAAGAAGAAGAAACAUCCAAGAAACGAAAACGUCGAAAUGUUUCAGACAAAACUAGAGUUCCUAUAUCAGUGUUUAUACAGAAUACAUGUUUUUCCCAUCAUGAGAAGUACACGAAAACACCGUUCAAUGCUCCUACAUUCGCAGCGUUAGAAAAUCAGUUCUGGAAGGAACAUUUACGAAGAAAAGAAAUAUGGGCCAAAGAAAAAAAAUUAUUGAGAUCGUUAAAUUCUAAACAGUUGGAAGAGUUUGAGAAUGACAGAGAAGACAUUGUACCUCAAGAUAAUGAAUUUGGUAUAGAGAACGAUGAUGAUGAUGGAUAUGAUGCGCCACCUGUAAUGGAUGACCUCCCUCUAAUAGAUCCAUUAACUAAUCAUGAUUUUACUAUACAGAGAGAUGAAUUAACUAGCUAUGAAGAACUAGCUAGACAACAUAUUGAAAAGUUUAUGGCGUGUGGUAACAAUUUUCAUACAUCAGAAAUAGCUCAGAAAGUAGCAGAAUGGGAAGAGAGAAUUAUACCUCGUUUAGAACAGGAGGAGCAACGAGAUCCGUUUGAUAUUCAUGUCUAUGGAACAAAAAUUCUGGAUAGUUUAUCAUCGAAAUCUAAAAUUAAAUUUGCUAAAAUAGUACGAGGUCACAGUGAUUAUGAAGUGUGUAGAAUUUUUUCAGCUUUACUUCAGUUGUUUUUGAGAAUUUUUAUAUCUGGCCCUAAACGUGCUAUAUCCCAGCCGUAUAUCAAGUCUGAGGUUAAUGCCAUGAAUGUAAAAAUCCAUAAGGACGAUAAUUUUCUACGAGCCAUGGACAAAUUCGAACUUGAAUUAUUAUCAACACGACGUCAUCAUGAAGAGCUGGCCAACUGUCAAUAUGAAGUGGGCGGAACACAAUCUAAUAUAAGCCAAUCGGAAUCCGUGCAAUGA
This is a messenger RNA of Lottia gigantea (owl limpet), 2016 nucleotides long. RefSeq lists its product as hypothetical. The coding region runs from base 103 to 2016 and encodes 637 amino acids. Gene Ontology annotation, cellular component: condensin complex; nucleus. Gene Ontology annotation, biological process: meiotic chromosome condensation; mitotic sister chromatid separation. Gene Ontology annotation, molecular function: chromatin binding. The transcript is spliced from 21 exons. Lineage: Eukaryota; Metazoa; Mollusca; Gastropoda; Lottiidae. The record is from RefSeq and is a predicted model, not a curated record.